Lethenteron reissneri (Far Eastern brook lamprey) is the source of this 348-nucleotide messenger RNA. Its product is annotated as LIM domain-containing protein unc-97-like. Gene Ontology annotation, cellular component: cell-cell junction; focal adhesion; cytoplasm. Gene Ontology annotation, biological process: positive regulation of substrate adhesion-dependent cell spreading; cell-cell junction organization; positive regulation of integrin-mediated signaling pathway. The record is from RefSeq and is a predicted model, not a curated record. Lineage: Eukaryota; Metazoa; Chordata; Hyperoartia; Petromyzontiformes; Petromyzontidae.
AUGUGUCAUGACCUCGCCUUGUCAACAACCCACCUGUGCCACAUGAACUCACCUUAUGACGUCACCUGUGCCACAGUGAGCUCACCUUGUGACGUCACCUGUGCCACAGUGAGCUCACCUUGUGACGUCACCUGUGCCACAGUCCUCUCGGCGCUCAACAAGACGUGGUGCGUCUCGUGCUUCUGCUGCUCCGCCUGCCACGCGAAGCUCUCCGCCAAGACCCGCUUCGUGGAGGUGGACCACCGGCCCGUGUGUAAGCGCUGCUUCUCGCGGCUGCCGCAGGAGCUGCGCCGGAGACUCGCGGCGAGGGGGCGCGAGACGCGGGCCCAGCGCGGGGCGCGACCCUAG